AUGGAAGAUCUACCGCCAGACUACCAGGAUCAGGAUCUCCCCUCCUACGAAACCAUCACCAAUACCGCGAGUACCGCAGUAGCUCCCCCCACCAGAAGCACCCUCGGCCCCGCUACGCUCUACAUCUCGGGCCGCUUCAUCUACUCGACCGACCCCCAAGCGCCGCCGCUGUACGAGUUCUCCCACUCUAUCGGCUAUCUGCACGAAAACGACCGCAGCGUAAAAGUCGAACGGGUUGAUCAAGUUGUCAAGACAUCAGCCGGGAUAUCGCAGGUCGUUCUACGGAAUAGACACCUCUUCGAUCUAAAACACCCGACCGCUGCCGAGUUUCCCAACUUUGCGUACCACGCCGAGGCCGCGACGCGUCGUGUGCUGUGCUCGUUUGGAGCUUCUACCUUUCGAGUUGGUGGGAUAUUAAGACAUGGGAAGGGAUAUCGCUUCGAGCGUGCAGUGAAGGGUGCCGAUCGAAAGCUUGAAGCCCAAGAUGCGCUGUUCGAGGUGAACCCUUCGCGGGACAAGGCAGUUGGAUACGAGUGGAGAGACGCGCAGGGGGAGUUGAUAGCUCGUGAGGUCAAGGAUGAGAUGGCAAGCAUGAGCCUGGUUAUCACGGCCGAGAUGAGCGCCGAGAUGCGCGAUGCUCUCGUAGCGGCGUGGAUCAUCAGGAUAUGGUGUGAGCUGUCAAAUGGGGAUCACUCGGCGAUGCGUCUUAUGAUGGCCAGCGCAGCACGGGGUCGAAGGAUCGUGAGCGGAUCAAUCCUGAACUAA
Molecule: messenger RNA, 765 nt
Organism: Fusarium falciforme
Lineage: Eukaryota; Fungi; Ascomycota; Sordariomycetes; Hypocreales; Nectriaceae
Exons: 2
Coding region: 1-765 (254 amino acids)
Source: RefSeq, a predicted model, not a curated record